This is a messenger RNA of Anarrhichthys ocellatus (wolf-eel), 951 nucleotides long. RefSeq names its product 2-oxoglutarate dehydrogenase, mitochondrial-like. The transcript is spliced from 7 exons. Gene Ontology annotation, cellular component: oxoglutarate dehydrogenase complex; mitochondrion. Gene Ontology annotation, biological process: tricarboxylic acid cycle. Lineage: Eukaryota; Metazoa; Chordata; Actinopteri; Perciformes; Anarhichadidae. The record is from RefSeq and is a predicted model, not a curated record. Gene Ontology annotation, molecular function: thiamine pyrophosphate binding; oxoglutarate dehydrogenase (succinyl-transferring) activity. The annotation marks the transcript as partial.
ACACUCACACACACUGAGCUGUGUUUCUCUGUUCAAAAGGUCCGAGGACAUCACAUAGCCAAGCUGGACCCUCUGGAGAUCAGCUGUGUGGACUUUGACGAUGCCCCGUGUGCCGUUGGUUUCCAGAACGUUGGUUUGUACGGACUGGCUGAGUCCGACUUGGACAAAGUGUUCCGUCUUCCCACCACCACCUUCAUCGGAGGCAGCGAGAGCUCUUUGCCUCUCAGGGAGAUCAUACGACGCCUGGAGAUGUCCUACUGCCAGCACAUCGGAGUAGAGUUCAUGUUCAUUAACGACAUGGAGCAGUGCCAGUGGAUCAGACGCAAGUUUGAGACACCGGGAGUCAUGCACUUCAGUCUGGAGGAGAAGAGGACUCUUCUGGCCAGGAUGAUCCGAUCCACAAGGUUCGAGGACUUCCUCCAGAGGAAGUGGUCCUCUGAGAAACGGUUCGGUCUGGAGGGUUGUGAGUCGCUCAUCCCGGCCCUGAAGACCAUCAUCGACGAGUCCAGCCAGAGCGGAGUGGAGAGUGUGAUCAUGGGGAUGCCUCACAGAGGGAGGCUCAACGUUCUGGCUAACGUGAUCCGGAAGGAGCUCGAACAAAUCUUCUGCCAGUUCGACUCUAAACUGGAAGCAGCUGAUGAGGGUUCUGGCGAUGUGAAGUAUCACUUGGGGACGUACAACAAGAGGAUGAACCGGGUCAGCGACCGGGAGAUCACCAUGUCGCUCAUGGCGAACCCGUCCCACCUGGAGGCCGUAGACCCGGUGGUUCAGGGAAAAACCAAAGCCGAGCAGUUCUACUGCGGAGACACGGAGGGCAAGAGGGUGAUGUCCGUUCUGCUUCACGGUGACGCUGCGUUUGCAGGUCAGGGUAUCGUGUACGAGACGUUCCACCUGUCUGACCUGCCGUCCUACACCACACAUGGUACCAUACACGUGGUGGUCAACAACCAG